Anopheles coustani is the source of this 9012-nucleotide messenger RNA. RefSeq names its product mucin-2-like. Gene Ontology annotation, molecular function: protein binding. The record is from RefSeq and is a predicted model, not a curated record. The transcript is spliced from 6 exons. The coding region runs from base 1 to 9012 and encodes 3003 amino acids. NCBI's taxonomy places the organism in Eukaryota, Metazoa, Arthropoda, Insecta, Diptera, Culicidae.
AUGAUUAUCAGGAGUCCGAGCCAUUUCCGGCUCGACCGACUUACGAUGGCAUUUUUACUUGUAGCGUUAGCUUUAGUACUACCUGCGAUCAAUGGCGCCCCGGUAUACGAGAGUGAUCAGACCGAGAUGGAGACCUAUGGCGAAUCGACCGGGUGCUACUACAACUACAACCAUUACGGCGAGGGCGACCGCAUCAUGACGAACGAACCGUGCCUGAACUGCACCUGUCACGACCGCAUGCUGAUGUGCUAUCUGCGAGUCUGUCCGUUCACGAAGGCGAUCGGCCAGGACUGCACCAUCGAGAAGCGGGAGGACCAGUGCUGCCCGGUGAUCACCUGCCCGGCGGUAGAGGUUCAGCUGCUGGAUCAUCAAACGACGGCCAGCCCAUCGACGGCGCUCGGUGGAGCGGCAACGAGCGAAGUUGGUGCCCUCGACCAGUACGGUUGCUCGAUCAGUGGACGCUUCUAUCCGGAGGGAGCUCAAGUGCCAUCAAAUCCUCAGAAACCAUGCGAGCUGUGCUAUUGCAUUCGUAACAUGACGACCUGCGUGAUGCAGGAGUGCACACUGCACAUCGAUGGCUGCCAGCCGAUCUACAACAAGGGAGUUUGCUGUCCAGUGAGAUACGAUUGCGAUCACGACAAGGACACUACUCCGAUGUUGGACGACGAGUUCACCACGACUGUGCGCCCGACGCCCGGCUUCAUCCUCACCACGACGGUGUCGCCCUCGGUGUCGACGGAUUGCGUGCAUAACGGAGAGACUUACGCCGAUGGAGCGCUCAUCAUGACGGAUAAGCCGUGCGAACACUGUUACUGCAUGCGCGGGGACAUCGUAUGCGCCGUGCAGGAGUGUGGCACACCGCUAGAGAAUGAGGGUAAAAACUGUGUGGCACUUCCACCGGCAGCCGGCCAGUGCUGUCCGGACAAAUAUAUGUGCGACGGUGGUGCUGCCGCACCAACGACAGCAUCGACACCGGUACCGACGACGUCGGGGCCGACAGUCGCGACAACAAUCGCCGAUGACGUGCAAGAGGAGCAGCAAAAGUUGGGCGAUGAUCACGAACCAUCGGACGAUCAGGAAGCAUCGGCGCCAGCACCGACGACCACAUCGCCAGCGGAUGCAAGCAAGGCUACGACGCACAAGCCCGUGGACGAUGCCUCAGAAGAGAAGGAGGAUGACGACAACGAUCAGCAGGAGCAGCAGCACGUUGUGCCACAGUUCGAGGACACCCAGGAGGAUGACAGUGAGGAAGAAGAUGUGCAGGUGCCCAACAAGAUCGACGACGAACUCCCAGCAACUACUGGACAGCCGGCUAAGGACGACGCUGAGGACGACGUUGAACAGGACCACAUUCCUGGCCACGUCGGCCCGCAUGACCAUGACGAAGACAAACCGGAAGUCGGAACCACCGUAAGCACCGCAUCCGCUACUGUCCAACCCGAGACGGCUGAUAAGCAAGAAACGGCAGAGGAAGGCACAACGGUGACACCUGCUGGUGCCACUUCGGCUGCCACCGAGCGACCGGAGACGACUGAUAGGGCGGAAACGGCGAACGAUAGCACCACGGUGGCUCCCUCUGUUGGGGACGCUGCGUUCACUGUGCGCGCUGAGACGACCGUCAAAACCGAACUGGCUGAUGAGGGCACCACAGUGGCACCGUCUGUUGCUGUCUCGUCGUCGACGGUUCAGGCCGACACGACUGAUAAAACCGAACCUUUCGAGCAGGAUGAAGGUUCUUCGGAGCAGCAACACGUCGAUCCGGUUGCCAGCGACGAGGACAAUGAGCAAGACACCAAGCUGGACCUGGACGUAAAGAUCAGCGACGACGAGGAGCCGACAACGCCGACAAACAUUCAUUUCGACGAUCAGAGUUCGUCGUCGGAAUCGUCUACACAGGGUGCGGCACCUAAAGAGCCUGAGCUCACAACGAGCCUACCGGCGCUGGUUCCGACCAGUGACGAGAAGGAAAACGAAAUCGGUGCUAGCCACGACGAGGAAGAAUCGGAUAAGCCCAGCCCAAGCCAGGACGAGCAGGAGCAGGAAGAGAACGACGAUCAGCAGGUUGCUACGACUCCAGCUCAAGCUGGCGGUGAACGGCCCGAUCAAUCUAGUGACGUCACAGGAGCACCAGUGCCAAGCGACGACGAGCCUGCCAGCACCGUAUCGGCCGAGAAGGAAGCCGAACCAACUACCACAGCGCCUCGCGAACAGGUGACCAAGCUCGAUGCAACCACGGAGAAGAAGGAACCCGCGCACAAGGCUGACGAUGUGCCGCAGACGCCUGAGGACUUCGUCGAACUGCCACCGGCAGUUAUUGUGACCGAGCUGCCACCGGCACCGAUAUCGGAGGAGAAGGUAUCCACCACGGAGCAGACGCUGGCCCCGCCGAAGGAUGAGAUUCUGCCGAACCUGCCGCUCGAGGCUGACUCGCACGUGCUGGAUGAUUCGACCACCACCGAGUAUGCGGCUGCUGCCGACGAUCACAAGAGUGAGGAUGACGAACAGCAAGCACAGCACCCGGUUAAGGUGGCGAACGAUUUUGAUGAACCGGUGGAAAUGAAUACGGUCAUAACGCCCGAGAAGGACGAGCAGGCGCCGCACGAAUCGGUCGAAGACGAUCAAGGUACCAAGGAACAGGAGGAGGUCGAGCAAGACCAUGUCGAGCAGGAAGCGCACGAAAGUGACGAGGACGAUAGUGAUGAAGACUCGCAUUCUGGUGACGAGCAUCAGCAGGAUCUUUCACCGACGACAGCGAAGCCAGUGCAAUCUGCAGUGCAACCGGUGGAUUCCGAGAAUGUGGAUGAGAACGAAGCCGAAGUCGAUGAAACGCCCGAUAAGCUGUUCCCCGAAUCCAUCCCUGGCGAGGGAGACUGUCUGAUCGACGGGGUCACCUACAGCAAUGGGGACAACGUACCGGCCAAUGGCAAGUGUCAGGUGGCAUGUCGCUGCUCCAACAGCAUCAUCCACUGUGAGGCAGUACGCUGCGAUCCUCCACCGAAUGCUGACUGCACGGCAAAGACCAUCCUUCCGGGUGAAUGCUGCCCAAGCUACAACUGCCCUGAAGUCUCGAGCACGACAACAGCGACCACGGUCGAUUCGGACGACAGUGACGAUAGCAAGGACAGCGAUUCCGCAGCUGAAAGCGACUCGUUUGCCACGGAAAGUGAAGCCACCGUCAGCAGCAGCUCCACCGAAAGUUCGGACACCUCGCCGGAAGCUCCAUCGACCGCUUCGGCGGUAGAUUCGCAGUCGUCUACCGACAGCGACAACGACGAGGAAGACGAUGAGUCGGCGAAGCCAUCGGAGGCCGAAAAUGAUGACUGGGAUCUAUCCAGCGAUGUUUUGAAGCCGCUGCUGCAACAGCCGGGAGUGGAACACGACGAGGAAAAGAACCAUACCAAGUACUUCAAUGGUAACCGUCCGACCACCGCGGAGUACGAUGACGUCAUUGUGCUCAGUACAGCUGCACCAACGACUGUCAAACCGGUGACCACCUCAAGCACGGUUGCACAAAAGUCUACGGAGGAUGCCGAUAGCCAUGAAUCGACAACCACAGGAGCCACAUUUGAAAAGCAGAAUGAGGAAGAGUUGACGACUACUGCGCGCAUUCCAGUCGAUCGCAAACCGGCAGGCGUAAUUGAGAAGGAAGUCGAUGACAAGAAGCAGCAGGAUACCGGACUGCCUCAAGUAACCGACAGUGUAUUCGAAGACGUCGAAAGCACCACUGUGGUGGCUAAGGAUACGGAGCAGAGCACCGUUAAGGAAGCUGCCAAACCGGAAGCGAGCACGGAUGCUUCCGUUGACCAGCAGGAAGAGAAAGAACGCGCCACCACGCAACGUACAUUCGUGGCUGAAGAUGCGGAGACGGAAGCACCAGCAUUCGUGCCUGAGGCACUUGCGACUACCCUCAAGCCAAUAGCGGACAUCGAAAAGGAUGAGGAGCAUGACAGAGCGACUACAGUUCGUCCAUUCGAACAGCCAGCUGACGCUGCUACAGCACAAGAAUCCAGCUCAGAUGAUCUCAGUCUUAAGGGACAGGAAGCGCAAGAUGAAAUUCCAAGCAGUACUAUUCGUACGGAGGAAAAACUGGCAACUGUCGAUGAGGACCAGGCUUCGGGUGACAGUGAACCCGAAUCAACCACGGCCAAAUUGAGCGACGCACCGGUCGAGACAGUCACCGAACAAGAAAAACCGGUGCCGGUUACAGUGGACGAUCAUACGCGGAAACAGGUUGUAACAACGGUGGCGCCUACCACGCUGGAUGAUUUGGAGAACGAGAUUGAACAAUCGAGCACGCCGGUACCUUCGGUUGCAUUGGAUGAGGAACAGACGCAGAAGGCACAGACCCAAGAGGAAAUGAAAACAACUUUCGGAGUAUCGGAAACGACCCCGAGCUCUAGUGCAAUGGACGCAACUACCAGCAAGGUUCAGCAGGAUGACAUGGAAGCUGGCACGACAAAGGGACCAGAACAGGUCGUUCCAGCCCAGGACGAGAAGGUUGUGAGCGAUGAUCAGACGGAAGGGUCGGACGAAGUGGCACCAACAACUGCUGGACCAUCUAAGAGCGACGACUCGACGCAGCAGGUGGAUAAGAGUACUACCGUGGCACCACAGAAGGAACAUGAUGGUUCCAUUGUGUUCCGUGGGGAUGAGGAUGAAGACACUCCGCCGAUCGUAAAGCCAACGCUGGAUGACGAGGAGCCAACCAAGGCAGCGGAUGAGCAGCAAGUGCAGCUGCCUGCAAAGGUUGGUGAAGAUGCUAUCCCGAAGCCAACGAAGGUUGCAGAUAUGGCCGAAGACAAAACGCCGCCGCAAAUUGCGGAUGAAAAGGAUGACGACAACCUGAUCAGCCCGAUCGGUGGUGCUGAGCAAGAUGGUGGCAUCCGUUUCCCGCAGGAGAAGGAGACGCCGAUCUUCAAGCCAACUCUCGACGAUGUCGUACAGAACACGGUACAGCCCGAAGCGGACGAUCAGGUAAAGGAGCAGGAGCAGGAAGGUACCACUUCCGGACCCAUUGCACCAACCAAGAGUGACGAGGAGGUUCGAACGACACCGCAGCCCGAAUCGCCGGUUACCAAGGGACAACCAGAGAAGGUCGCCGACGAAAGCAAUGAAAUUGACGCUGACAUACAGGAGAAGCCAUCGGUGGAGCCGGCGAAACCGGUAACGCCGGUUAGGGGAUCGGAUAAACCAGAAAACACGCUGGUGUAUGAUGAGAUUGAAGAGUCAGACCAGCAAGGAAAUGUCCCCAGCUCAACAACACCGAAGGAAGUGCCAAGCGCAACUCAACAGCCGCAAUUCGAAGGAUCAAGCGCCUCUGUACCAGUAACGACACCGUCUGUUGACGAACAAACGGAACGAACUGAGUCGUCUGUGCACAAGCAACAAGAUGUGACGCAAGGUGUUUCGGAUGAGGAUGCCAUGGAUGAAGACAAGGUUACUGAGCAUUCGAAACUAGCGACGUCUUCGCCAGCUUCCGCUGUUCCUGCCGUGACCACUACCGAACAGGCAGAGUCGGACGAACAAGAGCAAAGCGAAGUGCAGACUCCAUUGAAGCCGGAGGAUGAUAUCGUUUCCAGAACGACAGUACAACCUCCAGAGAGCAGCAGUGUGCAAUACGAAGAAAAGCCAAGCACAUCGGUGCCAUCGUCUACUGAACGUGACGAGGAACCAUCAGCUUACGACGACAAGAAGGCUCAGGAAGAGGCUGGUACCACCGUAUCGCCGUCGCUGGCGGAACAGGACGAGGGAAGUGCCGAAGAGCAAGACACGCAAAAACCGGCACUCCCGGUCAGCGAUGACUUGGAGCAGGAUACGACCACACGGCGCAGUGCUGAGGACGGUUCAGGAAGCGAACAAUUUACCGAACCCGCUGUGAGCAAGCAAACCGUUGUUCCAGCAGUUGACCGACAGACUACGAUUGCACCAGCGCAAGAUGACCAAGACGAGGACGAUGCGAAGAAACCUCUAACGGAUGCUGUAAACGAUGUAACCGAACGUAUUGCCGACGACCAGCAAGAACAGGAUAUGGUUGGGCUCGAGAAGGAUGAGGAACAAAUUGGAACCACCAAGGUACCAUUUGCCCAUGCCGGCUCCGGCGAUUCCGAGGAAACGACGACUGACGCCAAGAGCCAGGACAGUGCCGACAAUGUUACUCCAACCACGACCGCGUUUGAUGCCACGGAAGAUAGUGUAAAGCCGGAUCACAAAGAGCCUGAGCGUGACUCACCAUCUUACGACGAAGUUGAGGAUGAUGUUGCACCAACGCGCGCCCCAACUGCGGCCGUUCCGGAGCAGGAUGAGAAACAACGCGAGCCACAGUCGACCGAAUCGAGUGACGAAAAGGUGGAGGGCACAACGACAUUGCCAGGAAAGGCCGACGAUGCGGAGCAGGAGCCGACAUUCAGCACGGCUUCGGACGAUCAAAGUAAGCAGCCGACCACGGUUGCAGCACCGGUGGAAGCAGCUGAAGCGCAAACCGAAUCGGACGAAGUUGCUAAGCCCGAGGCCGACGAAAAGGAAACGUAUCCCCAGGAGCAAGGCACAACGGUGGCACCGUCUUCGGCAAAACCGAGCCUAGAUGCCCAAACGACAGAAGCCGCAUUCGACAAACCAGAAGAGGAGGACGAGGAAGCGUCAAACAAGCCGGUAGCUCACGAUGAAGAGCCUGGCGAUGAAGAAGAGCCUGCUUCUGCGACGACUAUCCAAACUCCAGUAAGGGUGUCGGAUGAUGAAACUGGUGAUGAAGAGCCUGCCGCUGGCACGACUCUGCGAACUCCAGUCAAGGUAUCGGAUGAAGAAAGUGAUGAGGAAGAGCCUUCAGCUACCACCACACAGCGCGCUCCGGAGAAGGUAUCGUAUGAUGAAAUUGGUGAUGAAGAGACCUCUUCUGCCACGACUCUGCGUGCUCCGGUGAAGCAAUCCGAUGAUGAAACUGAUGAGGAGCCUGCAGAUGAUGAAACUGGCGAUGCCGAACCUGCGCCUGUCACGACUGUGCGAACACCUGUUAAGCAAUCGGACGAUGAAACCGGCGAAGAAGAUCCCUCUGCUGUCACGACCCUGCGAACACCGGUAAAGGUAUCGGAUGAGGAGACUGGCGAUGAUGAGCCUACUUCUGCCACGACAUUGCGUACUCCGGUGAAGGUAGCGGAUGAUGAAACCGAUGAAGAAUCGCAGGAACAGAUUGAUAGCGAGGCCACUACUGCUUCGCCGCCGUCCGUGGUUCGCGAUGACGUGACGGAGUCCAAUGUGCAAGACAAACAGCCACAGGCAACAGAUAGUAGCACCGCUGCACCGAAACCGACAAGUACACUGGGACCGGUAGCAUCUGACUCAAGCGACGAUGAUGACGCCGAUACCUCAUCCGAACAACCGAAACCAGCGUUGGAGCAAGGAUCGGGUGACAGGGAAGAUACGCAGGCACCGACAACGGUGGCAAGCGCCUCGGAACCGGAGCAGGACCAUUCGGGCGAGCAAGAACCGGAGGAGCCUUCGUACACUCCAGUGAAGGUGGAUAAGGAGCAGGAUAAGGUACCCGAAGUAACCACUGUCGCCGCAUCGGUCGCGCAAGAUGACAAGGGAACGUCGGACCAGUCGUCGGAGGAGGAUGAACCCGAGGUUCCGCAGACGGACGAUCUGAACGCGGACGAUGAUUCGUCGGAGGAGGACAACGAACCGGUCGCACCGAUCAUGGUGCCAACAAAGGCUCCAUCGAGCACGUCGGCAACGACUGAAAGCGAUACGGUGAAGGAUGUGCCCGCUGAGCAGAGUACGACGGUGGCCCCACUCGAAGCAGUGACCCACUCCACGCGUGCUCCGGAUUCGGAUUCGCAAGUUACCGAGCAGCCAACAACAUUGCGUCAGGAGGAACCUUCGGUCACCGAACAGGCAUCGUCUUCUACCGCAGCACCAACGACCGAUGCUCCGGCUGGCGACGCUGUUAGUGAUGACACGGAAGUGACGGAAGCGCCACUCAGUGCGGUCACCAGCACAGCGACAGACGCACCUCAGGAUGAGAAGCAGUCGACGCCGGCAGCCGACAAGGAGGAAGAGCCUGCCGUCACUAGCACCAGCACUUCGACAACAGCUGCGCCAACGACGACCGAGCAGACAACGCUGGCACCUACGCAGAAGCCCUCGCCUUCGGUAGCAACGGAGAAGCCUGCAGCACCGAGUACGGCAGCACCUGCUGCUUCGGCGGACAUGUUGGACGAACGAUUUGACGACGAUGCCCCGGCCCAGGUCACGCAGAAACCGGUUGGACCUCCAGCCGACGAUAAGGUGUCGGCCAAACCGCAGGAAACCACCCCCGACGACAGCGUGGACGAGGAUGACGAGCAGCAGAAGGUACAGGAGCCGUCGCUAGCCAGUGACAGCAAACCGGACGAACAGCAGCCAUCGCAGCCGGAAACGGUCGGACCCUCGUACGGUGCCCCUGGUCAGCAUUACGACACCGGCUACGGCCACAUGCCGCCCCACUAUCCGCCCUCGUCGUACGAAGAUGACUACGGCGAGGAGGAGGAUCCGGCCGCCUUCGGACCCGGCACCUGCCGGUACGGCGGCAAGCUGUACGUGUCGGCCCAGCAGAUCCCGCGGGACGAUCCGUGCGACUUCUGCUUCUGCUUCCGCAGCGACAUCAUCUGCCUGCAGCAGUCGUGUCCGCCACCGAUCAGCGGCUGUAACGAGGAGCCGAUCUCCGGCUUCUGCUGCCCGCGGUACGAGUGUCCGGUGUCGAUGGCGACCGUACUCAACGUAACCACGAGCACGACCACCACGACGACGACACUGCCGCCGCACUUCCCCGCUCACGCGUACAAGGGCCAGGUGCAGAAGCGUGGCUGUCAGAUCCAGGGCAAGCCGUACAACGUCGGCGAGAUGGUCGCGUCCGCCUCCGGACCCUGCAUGCGUUGCACAUGCGGGGGUGACGGCCAGAUGCAGUGCGAGCCGAAGGCGUGCAGUCCAGAGCCGAUGCUACAACAGAUGAUUGCGGUAGCCGCGUCCCGACGACGAUGA